CGCCCCUCCCAUUCCCGAGUGUUCAGUCCUGGAAGGGAGAAUGAAGGGGAUUCAAGGACACUACAACUCCUUCUACCUCAAUUCAACACUCUUCAGGUGAAGCUACCCUUAGAAGCCACUGGACUCUGUCAAUUGUCUCCAUAAAGAUUACCAGCGAUUACCCACCAGCUUGAAUAGCAUUAGACAUAAGCCUGGCUAUUCCUGCCUGACGAGAAGGGUCUUCUUGCAAUUAUAUGUAAAUUAAGAUAGUGCUAAUUUUAUAUAUGUAUUGAUUUAUCAGACGACCAUCAACCAACUGUAAUGAAACACAAUAGUGCUAUUCUUUGUAAAAGUAUUUGAAUAUUAUUAUUAGUUGUGAAUGAGUUUUGGCUGGUGAUUUCCUUUAUCAUUUAAACCGGAAUAUACAUGUAUAUAUUGUGCACGGAGAUGUGUUACAAUAUAUUACAAUAACAGUAUCAUUUGUGUAGGAUGGGUAUGUCAAAUAAGUUUUCUAUUUUUGUUGCAUCAUAGGUUCUUUUGAAAAAAAAGGGCAUGUCCUUUUCUUUUUGCUUUUCUUUUGUCAGGAUAGGUUUCUGCCGAUCUGGAAAAGCUGUUUUUAGCUACUGACAUAAUAAAUACAACUCAAGUGCUCUAUAGCAUAGGUCGACCAGCCCACAGUCUGUCUACAUUUUCCCCUCUCAGAUCCCUGCAUGGCGCCUUACUCAUCUUCCUCUUUUCUGUACAGCUUGUUCAGUUUCUCUCCGGCUCUCGACAGUGUGCUGCACUGUCCUGUUGUGUCUGAGGAGCUGAUCCAAAGCGUGUUGAUAGGGGACAUUGUGAAUCAGCUGCGGAGGUGAGCAGGGCAGGAGGGAUCGGAUACCUAGAUCUCUAUACACACAUACACAGAAACUCCUCUUUAACAGCAGCGUUAUUACCCUCUCCUGACCUGUGUGGUGUCAUUAAGAGCUCUCUCCUUGCUUAAAUAUUGCCAUGAUCAGGUCUGACAGUUAAUGUGCCCUGCAUGGGUUUGAACUGUGUGAUUGCAUUGACGCCACUAGUGUCCUGUUGUGUUCACAGACGGGUUUCUUCCAGCAGAGAACGUCAUGAAACUACGCUAGCAACUGGGCUGCGACUCCUUCGCCUUUGAGGAGAAAGCUUUCUUAACAGCGUUAGGGGGGCAGCCCAUUGAAAACACUAUGUGUGAAAGCAGGCAGGUCCAUGUGAACCGUGUGCGUGGUUCUGCUGCCUUGCAGACCCAGAGGAGUUCCUCAGUGUCCUGCUGCACCAGGUCCUGUCUGUGGAUCCCCUGCUGAAGAUAAGCCCCCCCGAGAGUGCUUUCUCUGUGGAGCGUUGGCAGAGCUGGAGUGUUACCAGUGUCUGAGAGACCCCAGACUCAUGCCAGGGAUGAUCAAAUAGUAUUGCUGGCCUUGUGACAAACAGGUCCACUCUCACAGGCAGCGGCAGGAUCACCAGCCCCGAGAGAUCUCCCUGCCCUGGGACUUCCCCGCCAGCACCCCCGUGCCCAGGCAGAAGAUGGAGCUCUUUGCUGUGCUGUGUAUUGAGACCAGUCACUACGUCUCCUUCGUCAAAUACGGACCAGGGAGAAACUCCUGGCUCUUUUUCGACAGCAUGGCUGACCAUCGUGGAAAUGAAAACAUCCCUGAGGUUAAGGCUUGUCCACAAGUGGGAGAGUUCCUGUCCCAGUCAGAAGAAGGUCCUGUGAAUGUGGAGCUGGGAUGCACGGAUGUGUUUGUAAAGAGACUGUUGCGCGAUUCCUACAUGUUCAUAUACCAGUGUCCAGCGUUGUGUCUGUACAGAUAGCGUGGCUUCACAGCCUCAGAAGCACUUUAUACACAAUAUACACACCUUGUUUUUUUUCUCAAUGCACUGUUUAGUACUACUUUAAUUCGCAGUGCCGCAUCAAAGUCCCAGCAAUGGCCAGCACAGGUUGAAAGCUUAUCAGAUCUGCUUGGACUCUAGCCUAGCCCUUAGUCCUCAACCUUUGUGGUGGUUAUAUCAAUGUAUUGAGAUCAUUUAAAACAUGCUUAGAGGUUAGGGUAUCCUAACCCUGAGCACAGUUUAAUGGUUGACAAUAAAGUUACUUGAACUUUAUGUGGUGUUAUGGGCUAGGAAUAAAUUUUGACUGGGGGUAAAUCAUGGGAUCAAAUUAGGUACAUCUGUCAUAAAAGUUCCCCAUAGUAAAAGCAUAGCAAGGUGUAAUAAAGCACAGUAAAGCAAAGAAAAGUAUGGUAACUCAUAUUACAAGCCGUGGUCAAUGCAUAUUACAACAAUGAGAAGGCAUAGUUAAAAUGCAAAAAUGCUAUGGUAAACUUUUAUAAGAAAUAAUCUGUACCCGACUUUAUAAAUAUUCUAACAUGCAGAAGAUGUAACUAAGUAGUACGUAUGUCUUACAUGUCUUAAUAUAUAUUUAGGGUUCUGUAUUUGUUUAGUUGAUUUACACCAUCUCAUUCAACUUUGGAGGGUUAUUUUUUUGUUAGUUUUUUUGUAAAUCAAACUCUUUCUGCUGUUUGAGUGGCAACCCUUUACAAGGGUCCAAUUAAAAUGGAAUGACUGUACAGUAAAUGUAGAUCUUAGAAAAAUGUCUUCAAUUCUUGUUCUGCAUCAUCAUGGUAUCGGCUCCAAUUGCCAGCAGUGUUGAGAUAGGGGACUUUUCUGUUACGUUAGGCAAUAAAGCAUCUAUUGUGUGUAAAUGGUGCCCCAUAAGUUGGAUGGUCACACCCUGGUGACUAUCUUCACCACAUGAAAAUGAUCCCUUCCUCUGGUUAAUGACCUUUGAAAUGAAUAGAGAGACAAGCGACAAUUUGAAUUACACCUAGUAUGCCAGGCUUAUGGUAGGUCCCGUAUAAAAAACAAUUUGAACACACAUGUACAUGUUGAUAUAUAUAAAGGUCAUACCUGUAAAGAUUUGAUACAAACAAUAACCACGUUACACAAGCCACAAUAUGGCCUCACCCAUUCAUGACACUGUGCUGUGUGCCCGUAUGGGUAAACAAGCAAACUAUACAAAGCCUGUUUAUAAAUGGAUAGCCCAUGGCAGAAUAUAGAUUGCCUUCCUGGUCUUCUAAACAUCUGAUAUGACCCUUUCUUUUUGGAUGCAAAAAAAAGCAAACACGCAUGCAAUGACUACAGUCAGAUAACAUGGGAUGCCAAAUAUUGAGGCCAAAAGGUAUUCACCUUUAACUGGAUUACUGUACAAUGGGAUGGAGAUAAAACAGGGUAUUUCUUCACGUGUGCACUGACUGGUCCUUUUCUUUGCCCUAAUUUCACUAAUUCAAUACAGUCAGCUGUAGAUAGUCGUCGAUGUGUGGCAAUCAGACUCUGCUACAAUGAGUUCAUUGUGAGUUUAACAAGGUGCACUUGAAUUUCAGCUCAAUUGACAAGCACCUGAACGGUUACGCAAGGCAACAGGAUUAAAAUAAAUGCUCAUUAACAAUAAACACGUUCUAGAGUACAACAGCAACUCUACAAAUGUUGGACGUCAAUAAGGAAAUCUUGAUCAGCUAUCACUAAUUUGUGUAGCGGAUUUUUUAUUUGUUUAGCAAAAAUAAUCGCGUUAUUUAACACCACUUAGGGUAAAGUUGACUGCACGGUUAAUAAGACUCGCGUGUUGGACUGUAGACUUUUUAAACGGUUAAAGAAUUAAAAUACAUCUAUAUAUUUAAAUGGACUACGCUGUAUUCUGUGACUCUCCGUUACAGAUCUCGCUGAGGGAGAUUUUGCAGGUUCACGGGCAACCGGUAAGAGAGGAGCAGGCGUGGGCUAUCUGCCAUCAGCUAUGCUUUUUGCUGGUUCCGCAUCCCAGGAAUCAGAACUGGGCAGACGGGACACCAUGGAAGAUACCGGCGAUUCGGGGGCCUGAAAGCGUCCUAGUUAGAAAGGAUGGAACAUUAUCAAUAAAAACAGAAGAAAGCUGCCAUGGAUCUGAUUUGCAGACUGAAGAUCAAAUGGUUGAUUUCCUGGGAAGGUUGAUCUAUUCUGCCCUGGAUUGGGGUUUAGGCAGUGAUGUGGAGAGGGACCUGAGCGAAACCUUGGAACUGCUCAUCUAUCAGAUGACCAAACUGGACACCCACCACAUGAAAGCAGGGGAGCACUUCCAACCAGUGUGCACCUUCGAGGAAGUUUUGCAGAUCUGCGAGGGACGCUUGUAUAACCCUGCCAGGGCUGCCCACCACUACAGAGCUGUUUGUGCCAUCCUGUUUGCUGACACUAUGGACCUCUGUCAAUAUAUACAUAAAAUCCAGCAUGCAAAAGAGACUCUGCAGAAGUUGGUGUAUAAUCCAGACCGUGGUGUGGUUGCUCCGUUAACUGCUAACUGGGUCUACACGUGGAAACAUGUGAUUGAUGAGCUGAGGAGUGGGGUGUCGUUGCGGAAAAACGAGGAGCACCAAAAUACCAGCAGCCUUCUGCAGGUGGAUCUGUCCCCUCACGAGAAACUGAUGAAUGACAUUCAAUACAGGCAGUACACCCUCCGCAAGGUUCAGACUGUUAAUAACUUACAGAAGCUGGCGAGUCCCCAUGACGUCAUUCUGAACUUUGUUCGCUCUAACCCUCGUUUGAAGCCAGCCUCCAGCAGAAGGCUAAAGAGUGUUCCCAAAGAGGAAGCAAGUCUGCACCAGCUGCUUAUGACAGAGAUCAGAUCAGCUGGGAAACUACGACCCCUAGCUUCUUGGAGGAGGAGGGCUGCUUGCCAAGAUGUUAAUUCUGCAUCGCCCCCAAACUGCGUGAUCUCCACUUCCAAAGACUCCCUCACAGAUGACCCUUUCUACCUGUUGAGACCCAUUCCCAAACCAGAUCUCAAGGACUUUGAAUCUGAGGAAGACUGCAAGUCUUUUGAGAGCAGUGAUCUGAUGCACUCUGAGUUACCAAACAGCUGUUCAGAGGUGAAGUUCUUUCCAAUGCUGUCAUCAUCCCCACAAGACUUGCAAAACUGCGUUUCAGACCAGAGACGCAGGUCCAAGUCAUUUGACAAUAGCUUUGGAUUCAAUAAAAAGGACUUCAGUGAUGAUUGCCAGCCUCCCACCAUUGCUGAUGUGAUGAAGCUCCGGCAGGCAGAAUGUAGACAGUACUCUGGUUAUGGCAGCAGUAGAAAUAGGAGGAUGUGUUCUAACUGCUGCAAGAAAAGUGUUCACUUCACCUGGCAUAAUGCCUGCGCCUUCUGUAACAGGGUUGUGUGUCUGGAAUGUUGCAUGGAGAUGCUGCUCCCCUACAAAUGGUGCGUGCAUCUUCCAGUGAGCUUCUUCAAGAAACUUGUUCUAAUGAAAGAUGGGGAUCCAAUCCACCAAACCCAGGAGAUGAGCACCUUCUGGCAGGAGAGAUGGGACUGGGAUUGCUCCAGAAUUCCUCUGGUCCUUGAGUCCCGAAAACCAAGCAAGACUUCCCCCCAGCACCGAUCCGCCAUGCAGGACUGGUACAGUAAUGAUAUCUGUGUCAGCUGCCAGGAGCUCCUUGUGGAGGUCUGUGACUCCUUCCUCUUCCGUGCUGCCUCGACCAAAAAAACACGAGAACUCUGAAUGCUCGAUCCCAUUGCAAUUUAAUAAUGUUACUAACUGGGAGCUUUUCCUCCAGUUUUGUAUAUUUCCGCAUAUAAAAUCCCAUUUUGGAUCUAUCACUGCACAUGGUUCCAAGUGGUGUGCAGAGCACAUGUUUACACAUUUAAAUCACACUUCUGUUUUAUUUUUGUAUAUAUUUUAACGUGAUGCACUUUUUUUAAAGAAUGAAAUCACUUGCCAUUUAUAUUCACAUUAAGUCACUUAAUGCACUUAUUUGUACGUUAUGAAUUUCAAUGGAUUUCAACUGUUUAAUUCUCAGCCUUUGUGUGUACUCCUUUUUGUGUGUUUUUAAAAAUAUCUUAUCUCCUA
This is a messenger RNA of Polyodon spathula (Mississippi paddlefish), 5858 nucleotides long. RefSeq lists its product as uncharacterized. Gene Ontology annotation, biological process: actin filament network formation; Golgi vesicle transport; actin filament polymerization. NCBI's taxonomy places the organism in Eukaryota, Metazoa, Chordata, Actinopteri, Acipenseriformes, Polyodontidae. Bases 3663 to 5510 code for a protein of 615 amino acids. The record is from RefSeq and is a predicted model, not a curated record. Gene Ontology annotation, molecular function: actin binding. The transcript has 20 exons. Gene Ontology annotation, cellular component: cell cortex; cytoplasmic vesicle membrane.